Messenger RNA from Electrophorus electricus (electric eel), 749 nucleotides. RefSeq names its product artemin (gene artn). The record is from RefSeq and is a predicted model, not a curated record. Lineage: Eukaryota; Metazoa; Chordata; Actinopteri; Gymnotiformes; Gymnotidae. Gene Ontology annotation, molecular function: growth factor activity; receptor tyrosine kinase binding; glial cell-derived neurotrophic factor receptor binding.
ACCUCCUCGGGACUGUUCGCAGCUGCGAGUUCCUUCAUAACUCCCUUUUCACGCACAAGUCCAUGACCGGAGAGCUCGCAUGUGUCAGUAACGAUGGCAAGAGGUGGUGGAAUCAGGAGUGUCCCUUUUCAACAUCUGCCCAGUGUCACCUGAGGUGUUGGAAGGUGAUGCUCUUCGUGUGUGUGUGCCUGCUGGGUGUAGCUGACGGGUGGAUUCCUGCAGAAGGGAGACAAGCAUCGCCCCCUAGUGGUCUCAGCACCUGGGGCAGCAUGGCUGUACAACGCCACCUGUCCCGGGGCAGUAGACCUCCCUGGGCUGCCCUGCAUGACACAUCAUUGGUGGAGGAAGGUGAGGCAUACAGGAGCAGGUGGCAACGCACUCCGGCAGACCCCUCCCCGUCCCGGAAGCCCCGCCCCCGCAAGGGCCACAGGGGGCGCAAGCGACACCGCGGCGAUGGGGACUGCCGUCUGGAGAAGAAGCAGCUCCGUGUGCGCGACUUGGGCCUGGGUUACGACUCGGACGAGAUCGUGCUGUUUAAGUACUGUGCAGGGGCGUGUGCGAGCUCCCGCACCAACUAUGACCUGGCACUCCGCGUCCUGGAGGCCGGCGGGGGCGUCGGGGGCCGGGAGGUGAGCACCGGGCCCUGCUGCCGUCCCACCCGCUUCGAGACCGUCUCCUUCAUGGACGCUCGCGCCAGCUGGCAGACCAUACGUUGGCUCUCUGCCGCUAACUGUAGCUGUGUGGGAUAA